CACUAGUGGCCUCGGCGAGGACAGGAAGUCGGCGGCUUGUCGAAUGUCCCCUGUUUGCCUUGAUACUCUUUUUCCAUUUGGAAAAUUAUAUUAAAUACAUUAUAUAGUAACAUGCUACUUAGGCUCCCCGGCUUGAUGCCUUCUUUUAAUAAUUACUCGUAUAGGAACAUCACCUGCAAAUACAUGGAAUUGAUUACACCCGUUUUGCAACCAGUCACAUGUCACCCACAUUGCUGUACUAACUACGCCCACUUUCCCAACGUUAUGCUAUUGAAUUGUCCAGGAUGUUUAUUGGUUAAAGCUACGCGGCCGGCCCGGGCAGGGAACACGUUCACAUCAGGUUGCAUGUAGUGGGUGUGCCGUGAUCACACAUCACUCAUGUGCACAUCGCCGGGAGCUGCCCCAGCCCUCCGUGGUACAUUCCCUUCAGUGGCCAUUGUCUAGUAGAGGUGCAGUGCAGUCCAGUGCAGGACUCUGGCAGGAAAAUAUAUCAUGAUUGGCAAAACAGAUUUCCCUGAUGUUUUACCACCUCCACCAAGUCCUCCUACUGUGAAAGCUCUCCUUGGACCCACACAUUUAUCAUCAGACAAUGUUGACACUGCAUCAAAUAUUUCCAUUGAUGCUAAUGAUUUUAAUGACCUUAGUAAUAAUUGUAUUAAGAUUAGUUGGCAGUCAACAGCAUUGAGUGCAGGACAUCAGAUAUAUAGUCCAAGUAGUAGUUGUUCUUCUGUGUCGAUGACUCACUCGGAACUGCUUGGUUCAAGCGAAUACUCUUUGACAAACAAAGAUUGUCAGGAUCUCUAUCCAUUAUUAGAAUUUCUGGAUGGUAAAGAGGUUAUAACCCUAACCACUUCUAACAUAAUAUCAAAUAAAAAUACUCUGUCAACAUCCACGCCAGGGUUUAAUUUAGUUAAUUCUAUUCCUACUUCAGUUGGAAAGAGCAUCUCUUCCAGUUCUGAGAAUCAUAUAAAUAAUAUUGAUCCUGUGAAGAUAAAGUCUAACAUUGAUGUUUCUACAGCAGUAGAAAAUGAUGCAUCACAUUUAUUAACGCCAGAUAUCUUUGCGUCAGCACCUUCAUGUUCAAAUAGUGGUGCUUCUUCCACUGAAUUUGAAACCAGUUCAGAUUUACCAUUAAAUACUCCAGUGUAUACUCAAGAGGAAGAAAUGCAAAGAAAGCCAUUUGUUUUGGAACAAAGUAGUCUUAUUACAACUUGCUCACAAAAAGUACAAAUGAACUGUAAUAGUUCAAAAUACAAAGAUAGUUAUUCAGGGUCAGAUAUUCUUCUAACUCCUGAUAGAUUUGAUUCUGCAUAUCGUAAUGCAAUCAAAAAUGAAGAGAGACUAUGCAACUCUAGCUGUCUUUGUCGAUUGUGUGUUCCUAGUGCCCUUGAAGCUGAUCUUAUGACUUAUGACUUUGAAGACGACAUUGAGCAAGAUUUGAAAGAUAUAGAGAAAAUGGAAGAGGAGGAUAGCAGAAAAGAAGAAAGGCAGACGCAACAUCAAACUGCUUCGUCUUAUGGCGGCUGCCGACUUCCUCCAAUUGGUGUCUUUUGGGAUAUUGAAAACUGUCAGGUACCAAAAGGGCUUUCAGCUACCCAUGUUGUCCAGGCCAUUCGAGCACGGUAUUUUAAUGAGCACCGUGAAGUGGAGUUUAUGUGUGUUUGUGAUACGCUAAAAGAAAACUCAAAAAUUCUUGAAGAACUGAAUGAUGCUCAGGUGAAUGUGAUGCAUGUGGGAAGUACUGUAAAAAAUGCAGCAGAUGAUAAACUUCUCCAGAGUAUGCGGCGGUUUGCUGAUAUCCACGGGCCUGGUGCUACAAUUGUACUUAUCUCAGGGGACUCUAACUUUGCUACAGAACUUUAUGAUUUAAGAUAUAGAAAAAAUCUUCGUGUGAUAAUAGUGCAUAAUGCUCAUGCUCAAGACUCGCUUAAACUCUGUGCACAUGAGACAGCCUUGUUUUCUGAAGUCACCCAGGAACUACCUCAGAGAUCUAAACUUAAGGGUAUUGGUUUGCGGCGAGAUAUUUCCAUCCGGAAUUUACCAGAUGGGAUUGAAGAAUCUGCUAUCCGUCGUCGCCUUAAUAUACUGUCAGCCAACUGCGGUGGUAAAGUGGGACGUGUUCGAGCAAAUUGUGCAACAGUUUACUUUCAGACACCUGACUUGGCAACACGGGCCAAGAAGAGGUUAGAUGGUGAAGACGUGUUUGGAAACAAAAUCUAUUGCAGCUUUGGCAAAAGUUUGGAAAAAGAAGGCUCGCCAAAAAUAAACAGUGGCAAGUUUCAACACUUCUCGCGUGAUAGGGAAACUGAAAUUCCAGAGUGUGGGAUCACAAGUGGCUUUCACUUUACUCAGAGCACUUCACAACAAGCCAUGGGAGAGAUGGGCACAGAUAGUCUACCAUGGCAGAUAAGAGAUCCUCUUAAUGAUGCUCCACCAUUGCACCAGCCCUAUUCAGCUUUCAAAAGUUAUGGAAAGACACUGUCAUCACCUGUCACAUCAGAGCAGCAAUAUAAUUCACAAAGAAUGUGGAAAAACAGUGGUUGCAAAUCUCAAAGCCAAUCAUCUGUUGGUGUAAAUGGAAGCUUUUCUGGAAUUUCCCAAGACUACAGUUUACAUAGUGCUGGAGAAAGUGUUCCCAACAAUAUUGCUGCCCAACCUUUGUACUUAGAUAAAACACCAGAGAAAUUCAAAAAAGGCCGUUCGCAAAAAGUGCACUUCAGGAUGAGUUCACCACCAAGCUUCUCUUUAAGUACCAGAAUAUCCGAUUCAUAUGCCCUAGACAGUACCCUCAGAUUGAGGAGUCCAUCUCCACUACUUACUACCUGGAGUGGAAUCAGUCCUGUGAAGCAUACAUGGAGUCUUCCAACCACCGCAGAGUUGCAAGGUCAAGUUCUUUGUGGUUUACGGGAGUUGUCUUUGACAGAUGGAACAACUAUGGAAACAAGUUUGGGAAGUGCUUCACAAGUACCUGUGGAGCUGCAAGUGACUAAUUUGGACCAAAAUAUUGAUGCAAGAGAGAUGAAACGCAUACUCUUCACAAUAUUCAGGGACCAUGUCAUGGUAUUACAUGUUUCGGUGUUUGUGCAGUCAGAUGGGAAUUUGGCUGCAACCUUGAGAGUACCGUCACAACAGGAUGCACAAUAUGCAAUAUCUCAGCUACACAGAAAAAAGAUUGGUGCAAAAAGAAUAAUCAUAUCAUAUGUCAAUCAUAAUCAACCUUCUCCAGAACUGAAGAGGUCUAAAGUUAUAGCCCUUCUUCAUGAAGUUCCUGGAAAGAAACUUCCUUUGUUCAAGUUCCGUGAACUGUACGAAAAAAGGUUUCAUGAGACUAUAGGAGUAUCUGAAAUGUAUAAUAUGAGGGAUAUUGUGACUGUUUCAGAUAACAGUACUGGUAGAAUGGUAUCCCUACAUCCUGAGUUCAGACAUAUUAACUCUCCAGUCAUAACUGAAUCUACUGAAGAAGCUGAUGGAAACAUUUCCAGGUACUGUAAGGCACACAGUCUUGGUCCAGAUGAAUCGGUAGGAUGGGCAGAACGUGAUCAGAAUGCCAGCCUCCCAAAUGUUAACAUGACAUUGCGGGCUCUGGCUGCUAGCAUUCACUCUUUGUUGCAGUCUCACUCGGGAUCUCUUCCGCUAGCUAGCUUGGUUGAGUGCUAUCAUGCAGAAAUUGGUCCCCUUGAAGAAUGUGAUGAUGGUGUACCUCUUGAGCAUCUGGUCUCAUGUUUACCAGGGGUGUGUAUAUUGACAGCAGCUAUAGGUUUUAAAUAUAUUCAGUGGGUAGAGAACACAACAACUGAUGAGGCAGAAGAAUUGGCCCGAUGUGUAAGUCCUCCUCUAGUAGGACAGCUGGCACUCUUCUCACGUGAACUUGUAGACCUACUAAAGACAUUUCCUCAUUGUCGACUUCCUUUUUCUCGUUUUAUUCCUGCCUAUCAUCACCACUUUGGACGGCAGUGCAGAGUCGCUGACUAUGGAUUCACUAAGCUUGCCGACCUUUUUGAUGCUCUUCCUCAUAUUAUCCAAGUAUUGGGAGAUGGAAACAAGCGAAUACUUACUCUAGCCCAUAAAUCACAAGUGAAGCGCUUCUCUUCGGAUCUCUUGAGAGUUCUGAAGGGUCAACCCACUAAAGCUAUAACUCUUGAAGUCUUUCCUAGUGCCUAUGAGAAAGCACUUACAAGACCCUGGAAUGUCAUUGAUUAUGGAGUGUGUGAUGUAGAGGACCUAUUGACUGAAGUUAGUGAAACUACUGUAAUUGUCACCAGGUCAGGAACUGAAACUACAAUAGCUAUUCCCAAACGAGAACAAACUCCCGAAGAAAUAGAAAGAACUCGGCAAUUUGCAGCAGAAGUGGUGGAGCUCCUGCGUCACUCUCCACAGUGCAAGAUGCAGUUCAAUAGGUUUAUACCUGCUUAUCACCACCACUUCGGAAGACAAUGUAGAGUAGCAGAUUAUGGCUUUGGCAAGCUGAUUGAACUCUUUGAAGCCAUUCCAGACAUCUUACAGGCAUAUGAUGAUGAAGAAGAUGGUGAAAAACAGCUUCAGCUUGUGGAGCGUGAACGUGUAAGAGUGUUAGGGGACCAGGUUGGGGCUGUUGUUAGAGGAGCUCCACGUCAAGCCAUUAGGAUCACUGCCCUCAUUCAAGUAUUCACACGUUACUAUGGCUAUUCCCUUAAACCCAACCAUUAUGGAUCAAAUUCUUUAGAAGAACUUAUAGGGAAACUAAGGAACCAUGUCAAGUUGAUUGAAACUGGAGAUGAGCCAGUGGUAACAUUAGUGGAUCGUGGUUAUGUACACGAAGUAAUGCUAAAGUCACGACAACUCCUCUGGGAUGAACCUUCUUGUUGUCUACCUUUAGAAAAGUUUGUACAGUCUUACACAGACUGUUUCAAUCAUCCUCCCAACUUAGAAGUUAUAAGAAGGGAUUUGGAAGAAGUAUUAACUAUUGAAGGUGAAGCGGAGGAUAGCAAAAUAUGCCUUGUAGCGUUGCAGAUAUUUGCGCGGGAUCUGUUAACUCUGCUGCAUGAGGCAGGAGGUCGCAUGCUGCUUUUGAAUUUUGAUACUGCAUACCUUGACAGAUUUGGUGUUGCAUGUCGUCCAGCAGCAUACGGAUUCCCGAAUAUUGUUGCCCUUGUCCAGGCACUUGGGGAUCUAGUAGCAGUUCGGGGUCGAGGGACAAAGAGGAUUCUUGUUCUAAACCGCGACACUGCACCAUCACCACCAUUCUUCAACAUAAAUGCUAAUAGCACAAAUCUUUAUAGUGAAAGUUUAGAUGAGCAAGAGAAUGGCCCAUGUCAACCACCACCGGCCUCCCAGCUACCUCCACCCAGCAAGGUUCCUUCACCUCCUCACUGUGACUAUCAGCACUUUUUGCAGGACACCAAUUCUAAUAAUCACUUAGUGAUGAGUGUGAAUCCUGCAACACCUCAGCAGCCAUACCAGUCAUCACCACCUGUGAUGUACCCUGGCUCGCCUGCACCAACAGGAGGGUCUGUGAUGUGGGGUCAGAUGUGGUCACCACAGUACCCAGUUAUGCCACCUUUAUCACCAGCUCAUUACAUGGUACCAACAAUUCCAAUGAGUUGGGGAAAUGUAGCAGCCUCCCCACUUGGUGCUGUAAACUCUACCAGCCCUCCUGCCCAGCUGCUAAACACCAUGGUGCCCCCAAUCUCCAUACAAAUGCUCGAUGAACUCUCCAAACAGGGAGGUAAUGAGAUUGCAGACUUUGCUUCCCCUCCAAAAGCUAGUGAAUUGCCAUCUCCAGAGCUGUUUACACAGAUGCCUCCAGAGUCAACACCCGACACUGCUCCUGUCAGUGGUGAUCUCCCACAGACAAACCUACCUAGUUGUGGGGAGGAUGAAGCCGAUGAUACAUGGUCCAGCUGCAAUAGUGACUCUAGUAAAGUUGAUGCUUCCAACACGUCUAAUCCAUCUGCUCCCAAACUUCGUACAAAGAGGAGGAUAGCUGCUCAAUUUACUGCAAGUUAAAAUCAUUUGAUAUAAUUUAAUUGUUCUAAUACUUUUCAUUUUAUAAUUUUUUUAGGGGCCUAAUCAUGUGUACAGCAAUAUAAAGCUCCUAAUGUAUAUUAAAAAGACUAUAAUAAGUGUAAUAUUGUUCAAAUUUGUUUCUUAUAAGCAACUUGUGGGGAAAAUGGAUCCGUCCAUCCUUUUGUGUUUUAUGCUAUUAGAGUAUUGGUUGAAUAAUAAACUGACACUAAUUAUGAUUAUUGAUUUUCAAUAUUUUAUUUAAUGGGCAUCUAAUACAAAAGUUGCAUAAUAUUUGUAUAUGAUAUUGCUUAUUACAGAACUGAGUACAGUAUGUUUCCAUGUUUUCCUUUUUAUUAAAUGAAUUGGAAUUGUUAUUCUUUGGGCAUUCACUUAGCUAAUCUAAUUUGGCAAAAUUUAUUUAAGCUUUAAUUUUACUACCUAGAAAAAGUUAAAUAAAACUUUUUAUAAAUAAAAAUAAAUUAAUAAGAGUUUUUAAGAUGAAAAUAGUCACCAGGGUGUGGAUUACAUUACAAUAAUCAUUCCUCACACAAGAGAGCAUUGUAUUUGCAAAUUUGACUACAUAAGUGCUUGUACAGUGAAUGGAGACUUGAAUAAUUGGGGGUAGUUUAGGAGGGAAGAACAAGGGCAGCUUGAGGGCUAGGGAAAUGUGAAGCUUGGGGUACAAAGUUCUUAUCAACUGUGAUUAUAUUGAUUUUGUGUGCUUUGUUAAUAUUUUGAUAGAUUAUUUUUAUAUUUCCAUUUCAUGCUUUUUUGUCAUGAAAGUUUUUGUAAUGUUGUUACUAUACGUAGUAUUGUGCUUCAUGGGAAUAUAAUAAAGAAAUAUACCUUUAACUUGUGGCAGAUUUAAAGCCUUUUGUAAAUUCAUGCUGAAAUUAAUGCUCUCCAUAAUCAUUAAUGUCAGAAUAAUGAAUUACAUAUAACCAAUUGUAAAAAUAAUACAUUAAAAAAUUUUGGAAGUGUUAAUUUAUCGGAACGCAAACUUUUAAGUGCCAUGUUUAUAAGUCUAUAAAAUUUCCAUGUGGCUCGUUUUAAGCCUACAAACUAUAAGCAUUUAUAUACUUUUUUUACCAGUGAAUAAAACAUUUUGAAGCGAUUGUUUUUUCCUGACUAAUGUUGAUAAUAUUUAACAGGAAAGGUUUGUGAUAAUCAUUUUGAUGGUUUAUUUGUUUAGUGACUACCUCUUGUUACUCUUAGUUUUGACAUGACCUGACAUGCUGCUCUCGUACAUAAUUAAGUCUCCAUGCAUUACAGAAUUUGCAGUUUUUGUAUGUUAUUAUUUUUUUGUUAAUGUUUAAUGUGCUUCAGUAUUUAUAUUUAAAAAAUGAAUUACUGUAGUCAUUUUCAAUAUCAUUGAACUUGAUACUGUCAACAUUGUUGCCAUUAUCAGCCUAUAGGUUGGUCAGUUUUGUCACGUUAUUGUCAAAGUGUUGGUUGUGGGGUUCUCAGUGCUACACUGAAACAUUCCUUACUGUGGAAGUUGAAAUAAAAUUGUUAAUUA
This is a messenger RNA of Procambarus clarkii (red swamp crayfish), 7504 nucleotides long. RefSeq names its product meiosis regulator and mRNA stability factor 1-like protein (gene Marf1). NCBI's taxonomy places the organism in Eukaryota, Metazoa, Arthropoda, Malacostraca, Decapoda, Cambaridae. Gene Ontology annotation, cellular component: peroxisome; cytoplasm. The record is from RefSeq and is a predicted model, not a curated record. Gene Ontology annotation, molecular function: RNA nuclease activity; RNA binding; CCR4-NOT complex binding. Gene Ontology annotation, biological process: regulation of gene expression.